This is a messenger RNA of Clonostachys solani, 1701 nucleotides long. Lineage: Eukaryota; Fungi; Ascomycota; Sordariomycetes; Hypocreales; Bionectriaceae. The record is from the annotation of a GenBank genome assembly.
AUGGAACUCUUCAUGUGCACCCUAUGCGGCGUGGCCGUUUCAGACAGCUUCGGCGAGGCAUGGCUGAAGGAAUUCCGUGUCAUAUACGCGCGACCCCCCUCGUGGGACGAUGUCAAACUUUCUGGGGUUUGCUUAGCUGAAACGAGUGAUGAGAACCACGAUCGUGACACGGGGAUAAUCGUUGCGAGAUGUCUGAGAGAUCCACGCAAGCGAUAUGACGACGAAGACCUUGGUCCCAAUUCUAAAGUCAUGGUCAAGCUCGGUCCGGAUGCCCCGAGCCCUGACCAGCUCAUGCCCCGUUCCGUCGCCCGUUGUGGGUUUGCCUUCCAUGCUGCCUGUUGGGAUCUUUUGGCCAAGAUGGGCCACAUGGAUAUUUCGGUUCUCUUCAGCGUCUGCUUCUCCAUGCCUAUUGUUGAUACAGCCAUGAUCCAAUGGGGUCAUGACUACGGCGGCGCCGCUCGCCCUCAACCCUAUACCAACCGGUGGGCUGGCUUCCAGCCGGAGGACCUAUUUCCUCACCCCAAGUCAUCCCUCUUUCGAUCAGAUCCCAUGAACAUUCCCGACCUGCAUUAUUUAGCGCAGUGUGCGGUUCGCUUUGAACCGCCUGCCUACCCCUGGCCAUCCACGCAGGCAACCAACGAUGUGUUCUAUCGCUUGCCAGUAGAAAUUCUCCAGGCCAUUCUCACGACCCUCUCUUCGCCCGAUGUGGCACGCCUCCGGACAGCUUCUCGCGCAGUUGCCUGUCUAGAUCUACCAGAGCCAUUCUGGGCGUCCAGGUUCCAGGACGGGUACGAGUAUGCUCACAUUUUCGAGAGUUCGCCGCAACGCCCCAGAUCUUGGAAGGCCCUCUACAUGUUCACGCGCAUCUUGGAACGGCAGAGUCCUGCUCUCCAAAACCGGGCGAGGGUCUGGAAACUUGGCUCGCAAAUCAAGCAUCUCCACGACCAGGUGGAGGGGAUUCCAUGCCAAGGCUUGCCGCUGGCCAGCAAAUUUGAGCCAGAUUACAUCACUGACGACCGAGAAUGGUUCGUGGCAAGCGAUGGGCUCCUAGAGAAUACCUCGGACAGAUGGUAUCACUUCCAGGACGGCUGCGGAGGCUUGCGCAUCCGGGAAAUGAAAUUACCUACGCCCUCGGAGCUUUUUCGUCUAACCGUCUCAUUCACUGUUCUCAAUAAUCGUAAAUUUAUUUCGGGAUUGCAGUUUAUAAAUCGGGAAGGCGAAUCUCGCAUGUCAGGGUGGCAUUUAGCUCUUGGCAAGAGUGGAAUACAGGCUAUCGCCCUGGAGCUCGAUGAUCGAACAGGGAGCCUGGGACUUGUCACCGCUGGCGGCUCUCUACUCCAGCCGGGGCGUCUGGGCCCCGAUGCGAUUUCCCGGCCAUUGCUCGAGAAAGUACUCUUCCAGCCGGCCACGCUCGUCAGAGUCACUGCCUAUGUGUUUGACCUCGACGCCGUCGCGGGCAUUGAGUUCAGCCAUGCUGAUAGCACUCAUGAUUCGCUCCUUGGCCAGCGCAUGCCUUUCAGUACAAGACCGUAUUGGGUAAAUUCGUAUUCCCCACAUGGUGAAGACCAUGCCAGUUCGAUGGAAGUCGACGGCCCAAAUGGCGAGCGGAUUACGGAAAUCAGGAUCGAGGAAAGCCGGGAUGGCCCUUUAGAGAUGGAGGUGAGAGUUCAGUGCAUUUACUGCCUCGUGGUAGACUUCUAA